AUGCAGGGGUAUGCCUCUCUCUUUCAGAAGCAAGUACUCCAGAAAACAUUCUCAAAGCCCAUCGAUGCCCAGCUUUUGAGCAAAAUACGGGGCCCAGCUUCAGCCUUUGUGCUUCAGACAGAGAGCUUUCAUCGUCAAGAGUGUCUCGCAAAUCAAGAAGCUCCUGGUUCGAGUAGCACCUUCUACUCGAAUGUGAUGGAGGUGGCUUUAGCGUGGUGGAAAGAAGAGCAAGCUGGGGUGAUUGAGACUCAAGCAAGCCGCCGUACAUUUUUGGAGAGUAUCAGGUCGGGAUUCAAAGAAAAGAUAAACCUCGCACUCGCGCUUUGGCCCAGGGAAUGGUGCCGAACCAGUAAGUGA
This is a messenger RNA of Chondrus crispus (carragheen), 357 nucleotides long. RefSeq lists its product as hypothetical. The transcript has a single exon. The coding region runs from base 1 to 357 and encodes 118 amino acids. NCBI's taxonomy places the organism in Eukaryota, Rhodophyta, Florideophyceae, Gigartinales, Gigartinaceae. The record is from RefSeq and is a predicted model, not a curated record.